AUGGAGGAAAUAUACUACUGUGAAUUUUGUAAUAAGUUUCUUUCUACCAGUCAAGCAUUGAAUGCUCAUAAGCUCAUUCACUCAAGGGAAAGACCUUAUCGAUGUGAGGAUUGUGGGGAAGCAUUUACUCUGAGUAAUGAAUUAUUAUCACAUAAAUGUGCUUUUCAAGUAGGAGACAAACGUAAGCACUGUGAAAUUUGUGGUAAAUCAUUUUCUAAAAAUUCUAACUUAUCAUCUCAUAAACGUGCAAUUCAUGCAACAGAAAGACCGUACCACUGUGAAAUUUGUGGAAAAUUAUUUUCUCUAAAAGGUUGUGUAUCAACUCAUAUACGUACUGUUCAUAUUGGAGAAAAGCCUUACAAGUGCAAUGUUUGUGAAAAAAUUUUUUCUAGACAAUCAUCAUUAAAAUAUCAUAGCUACCUUCACACAGGAGAAAGGCCCUACCAUUGUGAAGUUUGUGGGCACACAUUUACUAAAAUGACAAUCUUAAAAAAACAUAAACGAGUACACACAGGCGAAAAACCAUACACUUGUGAAGUUUGUGGAAAAGCAUUUUCUAGAGGAUUUAGCUUAAAAAGACAUCGAAUUCUUCACACUGGAUUAAAACCUUAUAUUUGUGAAAUCUGUGGGACCGCAUUUUCUGAUUACAGUAACUUAACCAGUCAUAAACGUGUUCAUACUGGUGAAAGGCCAUACCAGUGUGAAAUUUGUGGGAAAGCGUUCUCUAGAAACCGGGAUCUUUCAGUUCAUGAAUAUAGUCAUACUGGUGAAAAACCAUAUCAUUGUGAUAUUUGUGGGAAAACAUUCUAUGUUUAUAAUCACUUAAAAACUCAUAAAAAUAAUGUCCAUUUUGGAGAAGUGCACUAA
This is a messenger RNA of Octopus bimaculoides (California two-spot octopus), 867 nucleotides long. RefSeq lists its product as uncharacterized. Gene Ontology annotation, molecular function: RNA polymerase II cis-regulatory region sequence-specific DNA binding; DNA-binding transcription factor activity. NCBI's taxonomy places the organism in Eukaryota, Metazoa, Mollusca, Cephalopoda, Octopoda, Octopodidae. The record is from RefSeq and is a predicted model, not a curated record. Gene Ontology annotation, biological process: regulation of transcription by RNA polymerase II.